Amyelois transitella is the source of this 1790-nucleotide messenger RNA. RefSeq names its product transcriptional repressor protein YY1 (gene PHO). Gene Ontology annotation, biological process: regulation of transcription by RNA polymerase II. Lineage: Eukaryota; Metazoa; Arthropoda; Insecta; Lepidoptera; Pyralidae. Gene Ontology annotation, molecular function: RNA polymerase II cis-regulatory region sequence-specific DNA binding; DNA-binding transcription factor activity, RNA polymerase II-specific. The record is from RefSeq and is a predicted model, not a curated record. Gene Ontology annotation, cellular component: transcription regulator complex; PcG protein complex. Bases 280 to 1455 code for a protein of 391 amino acids. The transcript has 12 exons.
UCGAGGGCGAGCGGGCGUCCAUUUUGCUUCGCCAUAUUGAAUUUGGUCGGACAUCUUUGGACGCCAUGUUUAGGCAGACAUAUUUUAUAAACAUUUUCGCGUAAUUUUCAAAUAUUUUUCAGCUAAAAUAGCGAACUUUUUUUCACUGAAGUCUGUGGGAUUUAUCGCGGUAAAUAUUGUGUGAAAAUAUUCUGUGCCUACGCAGCAGUCCAUAUCUGUCUCCAGGGGACCGUUCAGCUUUUGUUACAAGAUAAAUAGAGCCUCAAGGCGCGGUUCAAGAUGAUGAACCAGGAGAUCAUGUGCGAGGUGGAGAUCGGCACGCACGGCGGCAUGGGCGAGAUAGACGGCGAGGACCAGGUCGGGGUUAAGUACGAAGAGAUAGAGGCUGGUCAGUACGAGGAGUACAUAACUGAUGACCAGUACGAGGAAGUGGAAGAGCAGGUCAUUGGAAUGCAGCACCUGGAAGAAGAUUAUAAAAUUUCAGUUGGCAGCGAAGAGGUGAUCCUGCCGGGCAUAUCCGGGGAGGAGGUUCUCAAUUCUGGCAGCGAUAAUGUCUAUGAUUCGGUGUACCAGCCUCCUUCCACUAGCAGCAGGGGCCGUGGCAGGCCGCGAUCAAACACGACCAACACAAACAUGACACAUUUGAUGCCGAUCGGUGAAGUGCCAAUGGGCAUAAUGGAGACAGCUGGCCCCGGGCGAGGCACGGCGAGGAGGUGGGAGCAGAAGCAGGUGCAGAUCAAAACCAUGGAGGGGGAGUUCAGCGUUACCAUGUGGGCCACAGGGGAGGAUGAUGAUGAUGGAUCGAACCCGGAACCCGACCCAGACUACACAGAGUAUAUGACCGGGAAGAAGAAUAUACUGAGUGGAGAGCCUAUGCCAGGUUUAGAUUUAUCGGACCCCAAGCAGUUGGCAGAGUUUGCUCGGCCCGGACACAAGAUCAGGCUGAAGAAACCAUCGCCGGAGUCAUCAGACAGAACCAUAGCGUGCCCGCACAAGGGCUGCACGAAAAUGUUCCGCGACAACUCGGCGAUGAGGAAGCACCUGCACACGCACGGGCCGCGCGUGCACGUGUGCGCCGAGUGCGGCAAAGCCUUCGUGGAGAGUUCAAAGCUGAAGAGGCAUCAGUUGGUCCACACCGGGGAGAAGCCUUUCCAGUGCACCUUCGAGGGCUGCGGGAAGCGGUUCUCUUUGGAUUUCAAUCUCAGAACGCACGUGCGAAUUCACACCGGCGACCGCCCGUACGUGUGUCCGUUCGACAGCUGCAACAAGAAGUUCGCUCAGAGCACCAAUCUGAAGUCCCACAUAUUGACCCACGCGAAAGCAAAAUCGAGAAACUCCCUAUCCCGCAACGGAGGCAACUCGUACGAGUCAGCCCGGACGACGCCCCAGUUCGUCCAGCUGGAGAUGUCCCCGGAUGACUCCAACCACCAGCUGAUCUUCUACACGCACGAAUGAAGCUCGUCCUCCAGCGAGGACGGGGUGCCGUGAUCUGACGGGGUGGACGAAGCCCCGUGAGCUGGCCAGGCGCCCCUCUCGGAUCCUGGAGGAUAUAAUAGUGUUUUAGUGUUGAACUUUGUUAAAAACUGUGGUGAUGUGUCAAAAGAAGCUGUGGUGAUGUAGGAGUGUUAAGUGAUCUGAGGUGAUGUAGGAUUUAAUAGGGUAAAAUUGUUUUGUGUGAAUAUGGGACUUAUUGCAUUAUCGGCAAGUGAGGAACAAAUAAAUUUCAGUUGCACCAUCCCAGAGGGAUCUGGAAGAGAACCAAUGAUGAUUGUGUGUAACUGAUCCCUGAU